AUCGUCUUUUUGUGCGUCAUGCAUCACUCCGCUUAGUCACUGGAGCCGAGCCAGCCACAAGCACGGCGCCGGUGAUGGACAGUCGCGUGCAUGCACAGUCCUUUGCUGUUUAUUCUAUUUGAUGCAACCAGCUAGCCCUGCUUUUAUGUAAGACGGUCAACACGAAAUGAAACGUUAACAAUGUCCGAAGCACUUCAUUUUUGCAUCUCAAACCACGUUGCACUCAGUAGGCCGCGUCCACAUAUUAAUCCAAUCACAUCGCAUUAGUACGUCCCAUUGCUCCUUCCGACAUCGCGCCUAUGUCCAUCAGCUUGUGCUUCCGAUUGUCACAGCCGGCCGGAGAGGACUGCAACAGAUAUUCAUAUCCAUACUGAAUGACGUUAUGCAUUGCCAAUCUUCCUUUACCCCUCAUCUCCAGGGGCCUCAGCGGCCUCACAGUCAGCCGGAAGUGCAGGCUGCAAGACCACUCUGCCAUCAUGUCGUCUCUGAGACAGUCUGCUGAGACCGCCUCUUGUGCCUCGCCACCCUCCCACAUUUCCCCCCGUCAGGCAACACAGGCAGUGGGUGGGCCUCUGCAACGCGUCCAUGCCGGAUGCGCACAGAGGGACAGACAGACAGAUGAAUGCAUUUACGCAAGACCUGGCUGUACCUUCUCACCUGUAUUAAACACAAGUUUGUCGAGUCUGACGGUGCUGGGCGGGCUGAACGCGAUCAGGAAAUACUUGAAUGUCUCUGCGAUGACGAAGCUCUCCAUGGUGUUCGUCUGCCGCGGGGGGACCUUAAAGAGACAGGAAAGAGGCAAUCCAAUGGCCUUCCGUCUGCACCUGGUGCGCACCGCAUAAGGAUCAGCGAGAGCGGAAAAACCAUGUGCUCCUUUUGCCCAUUUGAUCAUCGCCAGGAAGAUUUUCCACGUCCAAUUGCGGUACCGGACACCCCACUCGCGAACGGCCGCCGAUUCUUCUUCCUCAGUGACAGUGGAAAAGAUGUAUUCUUUUUGCCCGCUUGCAUCGCUCGUGGCAGCCUUCGCCUGUCGGUCUUGGGUGAAAUAGUGCGGCCUCCCCUGAAGCUCAAUCAUGUAGGCGAGGGACUCGACAGUCUCCGGCCGUAGAAGCGUGUUGCGCUGCGACAUGUCUCGCUGAAUGUCGGAAUCGCUGAACCUGACUCCCUCGGGCGGCAGACCUGGAUUGACAAAGACAUCUCACUUUACCGCGAGUCUUUGUUUUCUUUCUUACUUUCUCUCUGUACCGCUUUGAGUGAAGAAAUACAUGGAGACGCAAGUCUUGCAUAGUUCGUCAGCAAGCCGCUCAAGAAAGGCUCCGUCUAUUUUGUGGCACGCUGGAGCAAAGCUCCUGUCGUGGCAGGCGGCCUUUGGGGGCUCAUCUGGCUGCCAGACGAGGGAUGUCCGCGCCAGCAGCAUCAGCAUACCCGGAAGAAAACAUGCCUAAAAAAAGGUCGAGACGAAAUGCGGCUGCCCAUUUGGCCGGAUAGCCCACCAGAUGGCCCAUCCGUGCGCUUUUUGUUCUGCCCCGCUCCGACAGGUCAGCGACAUACACGAGUCCUUGGCCACCGUAGUUAAUCCGCCCCUCCCUGUCACCAUAUGUCUUGCUCCAGUCUGGCUGCGGCAGGGAUGGAGGCCUGGAGGUCUUGGAUACCACGUCGGGCAACCUGCGCAAAAAGCCCAGCAGCAUCGCCCUCAGCAAGGCGUCUUGCUGGCCUGAGGGGCACACACACACACAUUUAAAUUGAACAAGAGAUGGCCCCCCGAGACUCACGACUACCUGUGAGAAUCCAUUCUUUGGCGAGGUACUCAUAGAACGAGUCCCCUCCGCCGCCCAGUGAGAUCGUCCCCUUGUGUGUGGCCAAAUCCUGCGGUUUGAGGUGGGUGGGGAUGAGGCCAUGCCUGGACACCUGUCUUCGGCGCUCGAUCAGGUCGGUCGUAGCCUCCGCUGCUUCCGCAUAGGAGCAAUCACCUGUGAAGUGGCUACGACGAGGGCCAAGGGGAAUGAGCAAGAUGGGCUAUCUGCGCUUACCUCAGCACCUUCAACUCAAGUUGCACUGUGCCGAUUUCUGAGCACAACAAGGAAACAAUGCUGGUUGUGACAGUCCUUUUUUGCUGACCAGCGAGACAUGAUGCGCCGCCACGGUAAGUCCCCUUUCCGCUAUCGAGAAGGACAGUAGAUGUCUGUGGGACACCCACAAAGCGUCCGCCAGUCAUCCACUCCUCGAUGACAGGCCCACUUUCCGACCACUGUCUCGGAGUGACCGUAGGAGGAAACGAUUUCAAGAGCCGCCCGCCCAGCGACACCGCCUCUUCCAGGACCCUAUCCAUUUGAUGAGCCCGACGCUUCUCCUCAUCGGUCAUUUUGUCCUUUUCUUUCUUAGGAAGGGUCGGUUUCAGUAGCGAGUAGAUACCCAAAAGGCCGCCCUAUGACACAACAUUAAGGUCAAGUCUGUGCACCGCACCAAUGAUUGCUUCAUCUUCCCACCAGCUGCCGUAUGGUUGUCUCAAAGACAUUGGCGCUGUAGUGGCGAUUGAAUGAAAGAUUGUCUGCCACCCAUUGCAGCGCCCUGUCAAGCUCAUCGUGCAGACCAGCAUAGAAAAGAGUGUCCAUUGAGUCGAGAAUCAUCACGCCGACCCCGCCCCAAUUAGCCCGGCCUUUCCCAUUUGACGGGUUGAUUUCAUCACUGCCAAACGCGUGCUGCUCAUACUCAUGCCAAAACCAUUGCAGAUUGCGCCUCACGAACCUCCUGCGAAUCUCGUUCUCUUCGCCCAGCCAAUUUGAGAAGGACAAACACAUGCGGCUCAGAAGAGGGCACUGUUUAUAAUUGUUGAUAGCAGUGGAGGCGUCCAUUUGAGAUAAUGACAUGGCCACGAGAUCGUCUUCAGACAGCAAAUUCAUGAGGUGCCUGGAACACUUCUGUGUGCGACGGAUAUCUGCCGGCGUGAGCUGUCUUCUUGUCACAUUCGUCAACCGCUGUAGGACAUUCGGGGCUGGCGAAAGCUCUAAGGGUGGGUUGGGCGGGACUCCCACAUGCGAGAAGGGAAGCCGGCUGCGAAGGAGGAAGCGCUGAAAUCUGGAUGGAUCUGUCGGCUCGUCACCGUGGCCGCGCGGGUGGGAUGUGAGAUUCAUCACCAUGACCACUACCAUGGUGAUCAGCAUGAGGGCCAGACACAGUAACCUGGGGCGUGAGCUCCACCGUCUCUUGCCGUACAUCCUCGUGAUGUGCGGUAGAGGGAGCAACAACCUGCUACCAACGCGUCGUUUCAUAAGCCUUUUCCCACUCGUUUUGCUGCUUCAGAGUUACAUCAUGAUGGCUCGAGGAGGACCGGCCUCUUCUAUUGGGAUUAAAGGUCCAAGGAUGAAAGGUGACGGUGUUGUUAUGGAGAUAGAACCACAAAUCGCCAGGGCGCUGCAGCCGUUGUGUCUCAUUUGCGAGCGACUUC
Molecule: messenger RNA, 3445 nt
Organism: Vitrella brassicaformis
Lineage: Eukaryota; Vitrellaceae
Source: the annotation of a GenBank genome assembly